Strongylus vulgaris is the source of this 678-nucleotide messenger RNA. The record is from the annotation of a GenBank genome assembly. Lineage: Eukaryota; Metazoa; Nematoda; Chromadorea; Rhabditida; Strongylidae.
UUCGCCAUCCUCAUGGAUGUUUCCGGAAAAGUGUCCCAAUAUGCUGGAAGUUUAGCAGCAGCCCUGGACGUCGUGUCAAUUAUUGGAUGUGCACUGUCUGUAGUGUGUUUGGCGUUAUCGUUGUUUGUGUUCACAUUCUUCAGAUCUCUCUACAAUGUGCGAAAUACAAUUCAUCGCAAUUUGUGCUUUAGUCUGCUUGUGGCCGAACUUAUAUUUGUGAUUGGAAUGGAUCGAACUGGCAAUCGCAUCGGUUGCUCGAUAGUGGCCCUUUUACUGCAUUAUUUCUUUCUUGCUGCAUUUUGUUGGAUGCUUCUUGAAGGCUACCAGUUGUACCUGAUGUUAAUCCAAGUGUUUGAACCAGACAAGACGCGCAUUUUACUAUACUAUCUCUUUUCCUAUGGUUUCCCUGCUGUUGUCGUAGGUGUCUCGGCCGGUGUAGCGUGGCAUAAUUAUGGAACUGAUCGAUAUUGCUGGAUAAACACAUCUUCACCGACGCUAUGGGCCUUUAUUGUGCCUGUUAUUGUAGUUAUUUUGGCAAAUGUGAUCUUCCUUGCCAUUGCAUUGAGAGUCGUUCUAUCGGUGAACAGUCGGGAUCGGAACAACUCCGAUCGAAUAUUUGGCUGGUUGAAAGUAAGUUGUUUUGUCGCCUAUUGUCGCUAUAUGUCGCCUACAUUGUAG